AGGAGUGCUUUGCCGGCUACCGGCUCACAACCAUCAAGGAGAGAGAGCUGGAGGAUGCUCCCUGUUGUCAAGCAGAGCUCUUCAGUGAGGUGGGUUCAGGGAGGGCUCUGUGCCUCUGCUCAGCCGAGCUCCAGCCAGAAGCCUCGUGAGGCAGAGGAGGUGGCGAGCUGCAGCUGCUGCCCAGCUCUUGGGAGGUGAGCUGGACUCCCUUGCUUGCUGCAGGCGUGGGGACAGGAGGCUGAACCCCGCCGGAGCCAUGCCAGCCAACCACACGGAGGGCAGCGCCCCUUCCACCCAGAGCACACUGACCCAAGGCUCUUCCCCGGCCACUUGCACAGAAACGGAGACUUUCACCGAAGUGGUGGAAGGGGAGGAGUGGGGCUCCUUCUACUACUCCUUUAAGACUGAGCAGCUGGUCACUCUGUGGGUCCUCUUUGUCUUCACCAUUGUUGGGAACUCUGUCGUGCUGUUCUCCCUGUGGAGGAGAAAGAGGAAGUCGAGAAUGACCUUCUUUGUGACCCAGCUGGCCAUCACAGACUCUUUCACAGGACUAGUCAACAUCUUGACAGAUAUAAUCUGGCGAUUCACUGGAGACUUUAUGGCGCCUGACCUGGUUUGCCGAGUGGUCCGCUACCUGCAGGUUGUGCUGCUCUACGCCUCCACCUAUGUCCUGGUGUCCCUCAGCAUAGACAGGUACCACGCCAUCGUCCACCCCAUGAAGUUCCUGCAAGGAGCAGAAAAGCAAGCCAAGGUGCUUAUCGGGAUUGCUUGGAGCCUGUCUUUCCUGUUCUCCAUCCCCACCCUGAUCAUAUUUGGGAAAAGGACCCUCUCCAACGGCGAAGUACAGUGCUGGGCCCUAUGGCCUGAUGACUCUUACUGGACACCGUACAUGACCAUUGUGGCCUUCCUGGUGUAUUUCAUCCCUCUGACAAUCAUCAGUGUCAUCUACGGCAUCGUGAUUCGAACUAUUUGGGUUAAAAGCAAAGCUCGUGAGACUGUGAACUCCAACUGCUCAGAUGGGAAACUGUGCACCAGCUACAACCGAGGGCUCAUCUCGAAGGCAAAAAUCAAAGCUGUCAAGUAUAGUGCCGCCAUCAUUCUUGCCUUCAUCUGCUGUUGGAGUCCAUAUUUCCUCUUUGACAUUUUGGAUAAUUUCAACUUCCUUCCAAACACCAAGGAGCGUUUCUAUGCCUCUGUGAUCAUCCAGAACCUGCCGGCACUGAAUAGUGCCAUCAACCCCCUCAUCUACUGUGUCUUCAGCAGCACCGUCUGUUUCCCUUUUAGGGAGCGGAGGUCACAGGAUUCCAGAAUGACCUGCCGGGAGAGAACUGAGAGGCAUGAGAUGCAGACUCUGGCCAAGCCAGAAUUCCUCUAGAGCCUGGAGCAGUGACAGUGCCACACCGAACCCCCUCAGCUCACCUGAGUCCCUGCCGUCGGCUUGGGCACGUGCAUGGAGCCUGAGCUGACUUCUCCACCCUGAUCUCGUCAUCACUUGGGCACAGCACGAGGCAGACAUUCCAGCCAGAUGUUUCACCUGCAUUGACAAGUACUGGCCCGCAAAAACUCACCAGCUAUUCGAAUAAAG
Molecule: messenger RNA, 1585 nt
Organism: Oryctolagus cuniculus (rabbit)
Lineage: Eukaryota; Metazoa; Chordata; Mammalia; Lagomorpha; Leporidae
Source: RefSeq, a predicted model, not a curated record